Molecule: messenger RNA, 192 nt
Organism: Protopolystoma xenopodis
Lineage: Eukaryota; Metazoa; Platyhelminthes; Monogenea; Polystomatidea; Polystomatidae
Source: the annotation of a GenBank genome assembly
GUUUGGAUCCUCUACCUGUGGUUCGAGUCUUGUGUUAGUCGGGACUCGAUCCGGCUCUCGGGGGUCCGUUGGCGGGCGCGAAACGCACUAGAAGUGGCCAAUAAUCGCGAGGGCUUGAAGGUCUUUUUGGCCAAUCAGCUCCGUUCAGCCCAGUCGCUGGGCUCCACUGGUGGCCUUGCCUUGGCUGAAUGA